AUGCAAAAAGCUCAAGAGAUCUAUUGGAAUCUCUAUAACGUGGACAUAGAAAGUAAAAUAACCCUUUCUUCUCUAGCUCUGAGUAUCUUUCGUAUGAAAUUCUACGAUGAUGUAAAUUGGCCUAUCCACAUCCCAAAUAGGAAUGAGGAUGAAUUUCUCAGGAGUGGUUACUACGGUGGUCAUACAGAUACAUACAUCCCUUAUGGUUCAAACCUUGACUACUACGAUGUGAACUCUCUCUAUCCCUUUGUAAUGAAGGAAUUUCCAAUGCCUGGCGGAAAACCUGUCUGGCAUGAUGGAAAGCCUUUCAAGGUCUUUGUUAGCACUCUCUUUGAGAGCAGGGUUUCUGCUAGGAAAGAGGGUAAUGAGUCCUUGUCCUAUGUGUACAAGAUCCUUAUGAAUUCUCUAUACGGUCGAUUCGGUAUUAACCCUAAAAGCACACUAACCGAGAUCUGCGAUGAGAAUCGAUUCAAAGAUUUGAUCAGGAAGAGUGAGUUCAUAUCCAGUGAUAUGCUUAGCAAUAACAUCUACAUCGUUACCUAUUAUAGCAAUACCGAAAAUACCGAAUUGUGGAACCCACCGAAGAAUUCUGCUGUACAACUAGCAGCGGCUAUCACUGCAUCAGCUCGGAUCCAUAUGUACCCCUUUAUAUACCAAGAUGACUGCUACUACACGGACACUGACUCUGUUGUGCUUGGUCAUCCACUACCAAAAGAUGUGAUUUCCAAUUUUGUCUUAGGAAUGUUUAAGCUAGAGGACAGAAUAAUGAAAGGAUAUUUUUUAGCCCCUAAAUCCUAUUGUUACAUACCAAUAGAAGGAGGAAAAACAGUUCUCAAGUACAAGGGACCUGCAAAAGACCUUGUAUAUCCUGAAUGGUUUGAGUCACAGUACGCUGACCCAUCUCGUACAAAAAGAAAGAAAGACACAUUAGUUAAGAUAGGGAUUAAGCUGGAGAGCAAAAGGAUUCCUGUAUAUCAGGAUACACUAUGGGUAGAUACAGAACCAGUCGAGGUCAUAGACUUAUCAUGCCUAAAUGACGUUAGCAGAAAAAUCAUUCAAUCACUAUGGAACGAAACCAAUCAACUACAGAAUGAGAAUAGGAUUCUCAAAAAACAAUUAGUAGAGGUAGAACAAAGAAUGAAAGCAUACAACAGAGAAAGAGAGGUUAAUGUAGAGAAUAUUACGAGAUUAUCUAAAGAAGAUGAAGGCACUGAACCAAAGCUGAAACCUAAAAAGACAGAAGAUGAUGCACUGAACCACCUCUAG
Messenger RNA from Benincasa hispida (wax gourd), 1266 nucleotides. Lineage: Eukaryota; Viridiplantae; Streptophyta; Magnoliopsida; Cucurbitales; Cucurbitaceae. The record is from RefSeq and is a predicted model, not a curated record.